Molecule: messenger RNA, 3214 nt
Organism: Cyprinodon tularosa
Lineage: Eukaryota; Metazoa; Chordata; Actinopteri; Cyprinodontiformes; Cyprinodontidae
Gene: ext1c
Product: exostoses (multiple) 1c
Exons: 12
Coding region: 747-2969 (740 amino acids)
Cellular component (GO): membrane
Molecular function (GO): glycosyltransferase activity
Source: RefSeq, a predicted model, not a curated record
CUCCUCCCAUUGAAAGGAGCAACAAUCACGCGCCUCCGCGUCCCCUCACGGCGGCGCGUGACCCUGACGCGCUCCAGUUGCGCAGGUCACAUCCAGAUGUGCGUCUUGCUCUGAACCAAUCAGGUGCGGAGGGGGGGUGAGGGUGAGGAUGAUGAUGGAGCGCGGCCCCCGCACGCAGGGAGUCUCAUCGUGAAGAGGAGGUGCGCGUUCCUGAAGAGAUCCCGCCUCGUGCUCCCGGAUCAGAGCUUUCUGUGGGAUCAGUUCGGUUCUGGUUCGGUUUGCUGGUUUUUCUGCGGUACCUCAGCGCGCACGCGCUCAGCGCACCUCUGUCAGCAGGUGAUGAAGGGAGCGCGCGCGGUGACGCGGCCAGAGUCUGAACGGAGGCGCUGAGGCGGACCGGACCGAACCGAACCGGACACAGCGGUGUUCGGGUUGGGAGGAGUCGACCCGGUUCGGCGGAUCCAGGGAGGGAUUCUCCUGGUUUGGAUCGGAACCAGGUUUAAGGCGGCGCCCGUAAAGGACAUGAGGCAGCAGAGGGAGUCGUCCUCCAUCGGGCAGAGCGCGGCUGGAUGGCAGCAGGAACGGCCGUCCCACAGCUGAGGAAGGAAGCUCUGAACCUCGGAUCGGUCAGUCAGAGGUUGUCAUGGUAACACGUCCUCCUCUGCCUCCUUGUUAGAGACUGAGGGGACCCUGGUGAGGCUGCAGAGAGGCCCCAGACCACAGAGACUCAGACCGCCGCAGCCCCCAUGCAGGCGCGUAAGAAGUAUGUCCUGCUGGGCCUUUGUGCGUGCUCCUGGCUUGUCCUCUUAUACUGCGGCGGAGGAGUCCAACUACGUGUGCUGCGCCUGAUAACACGCCACCGCACGGAAGUCCUGCACCCUUGGCCCAACUGGACCGACCGGGCCUUCCUGCCCCGCUACGCCCAUCUGGACGAACUCCAGACCGACCCAGGGACCGCCGAGUCACCAAGACAGCGUCGACAAGCAUGGUCCACCAUCUACAGAGACAGCCGCUGCCGCAUGGAGACCUGCUUCGACUUUUCUCGGUGCCGGCGCCGGGGACGGGAGGGGUUCAGGGUCUACAUCUACCCAUCAGAGAAAGGUGAGCGCGUGUCGGAGAGCUACAGAAAGAUCCUGGCCUCCAUCUCUGAGUCCCGCUACUACACGUCAGACCCUCGAGAGGCAUGUCUGUUUGUGCUAGGCAUAGACACAUUGGACCGGGACCAGCUGUCAGGACAGUUUGUCCCCAACAUGGACGAACGCAUCCGCAGUUACCCUUCAUGGAACGAUGGGCGGAACCACCUGAUCUUCAACCUGUAUUCGGGCACCUGGCCCAACUACACGGAGGACCUGGGCUUCAACGUGGGCCAGGCCAUCUUAGCCAAAGCUAGCCUGAACACGGAAUACUUCCGGCCCGGUUUCGACGUGUCCAUCCCGCUUUUCUCCAAGGAUCACCCUCAGAAGGGGGGGGGACGGGGCUGGCUCCUGAGGAAUACCACGCCGCCGCGGAGAAAGUACCUGCUGAUGUUCAAGGGGAAGCGAUACCUGACUGGCAUCGGCUCCGACACCCGGAACGCUCUUCAUCACAUCCACAACGGGAAGGACAUUGUUUCCAUGACGACCUGCCGCCACGGGAAGGACUGGGAGAAGCACAAGGACGCUCGGUGUGACCAUGACAACCUGGAAUAUGAGAGGUUUGAUUACCAGGAGCUCCUCCAUAACUCCACCUUCUGCCUGGUUCCUCGCGGUCGACGGCUGGGCUCCUUCCGCUUCCUGGAGUCUCUGCAGGCGGCGUGCAUCCCUGUCCUGCUGAGUAACGGCUGGGAGCUGCCCUUCUCUGAUGUCAUCCAGUGGAACCAGGCCGUCGUGGAGGGAGACGAGAGGUUACUGCUGCAGGUGCCAUCCACGGUGCGGGCGGUACCAAACCAGCGGGUCCUGGAGCUCCGUCAGAGGACACAGAUGUUAUGGGACGCCUACUUUUCCUCUGUGGACAAGAUUGUCCUCACCACACUGGAGAUCAUCAAGGACCGGAUCUUCUCUCACAUCUCCAGGAACAAGUACAUGUGGAACUCGCUGCCAGGAGGUCUGCUGGUUCUGCCAGAGUUCUCCACCCACCUGGCCCACUUCCCCUUCUACCACCUGGGCCUCGGGAUCAGUUCUGGUCACGAGUUCACCGCCGUCAUCCACGCCGUCUCGCCAUUGGUCUCCCAGUCACAGCCAAUCAUGAAGCUGCUUCAGGUCGUCUCCAAGUCCAAGUACUGCUCACAGAUCAUCAUCCUGUGGAACUGCGAGAAGCCCCCCCCCAGCCGCAGCAAGUGGCCCCCCAUGCCCGUCCCUCUCAUCGUGACGGAGGGCAGGAGGAAGACCACCAGCCGCUUCCUGCCUCACGUCGCCAUAGAGACGGAGGCGGUGCUUAGCCUGGACGAGGACACGGUGCUGCUGACCAGCGAGGUGAACUUCGCCUUCCUGGUGUGGAGGAGCUUCCCGGACCGGAUCGUGGGCUAUCCUCCCCGGAGCCACUUCUGGGACCCGCUGAAGCAGGCCUGGGGCUACACCUCCAAAUGGACCAACGAGUACUCCAUGGUCCUGACGGGCGCCGCCUUCUACCACAGGUACUACAACUUCCUGUUCUCCCACUUCCUGCCGCAGUCGCUGCGGGCGCUGGUAGACCGAACCGCCAACUGCGAGGACAUCCUGAUGAACUUCCUGGUGUCUGCCGCCACCCACCUACCGCCAGUCAAGGUGGCCCAAAGGAAGCAGUACAAGGAGGUUCUGCCCCCACAGGGCGUGAACAGCGCCCCCUGGGCCCACCCGGAGCACUUCGCCCAGCGGCAGGACUGCGUCAACGCCUUCGCCAGCUGGUUCGGCUACAUGCCGCUAGUCCACUCCCAGCUGCGCCUCGACCCGGUUCUCUUCAAGGACCAGGUGUCCGUCUUCCGGAAGCGGUACAAAGACCUGGAGCGGGCGUAGCGCCAGGAGCCGCCACAGGGGGGACCUCUCUGGCCCGAUCCCCUGGUUCUGGAUGCUUCUGGCAGGACCGGGUCUCAGAGGGAAAUGGACUCCAAAGGACAGUGUCACCGCUGCAGAAAGAACGCCUGAGGAACCGUCACUGGUUCUGUUGGUAGAACCCAACCAGAACCGCUGAUCUUAAACAGAUUGUUUCAGUAAAAUAUGUCAAAACAAUAAAGAGGUUCCUGAUCGGCCCGGCGAUCCAA